ACAACACUAAAGACUGAGUCAGUGAGUAGUCCGUGGGACGUGGGUUGAAGUUGAAUCUCUUCUUCCAAUGCAGCCUCGACGAAGAAGGUAUGUUGGAGGUUCGACGGAAACGAAAUCUAAGCAUUUUCUGAAGAUAAUACUUCCCUCAGCCAUUCAUGGCAACCAAAUGAGAAUUCCCGAGGAGUUUAUAAAAAGAUUUGGAGAUGAACUAUCAACUGUUGCUACAGUUUCUGUUCCCGAUGGUCGUAUUUGGAAAAUGAGGUUGAAGAAAUGUGAUAAACAUGUUUUCUUCUGCACCCAAUGGCGACACUUUGUAAAUUACUAUUCUCUCAGUUACGGUUCCCACCUAGUUUUCAGAUAUGAAGGGAACUCAAAAUUUCGUGUUCUUAUAUUUGAUAUUACUUCUGCUGAGAUUUGUUAUCCAUGCAAAACUCGAGGCACUAAUAGUAAUAGGAAGAGGUCCAAGGUUGAUGACGAAGACAGUAAUGUGAACUUAAAAAGUGAGAGCAAAACAAAGAAGGAAGAAAGUGAUUUUUCUGAUAGGAAACAAGUCCAAAGUGGAUAUAAUGAAAAUCACUCUUCUAAUUCUUCGGAAAUAUCAAAGGAUUCUGCCAAUACAUUCAAGCCCAAAAACCCCUUUGUCACUUCAACCAUCAAGCUUGAUCGAUUGUAUGUGGGAAGUAAAUUUGCUAGCAAGUAUCUGAAGGCAAAUGUUGGUAUGAUGCUCCAAAACUGUAACGGGGAGCAGUGGGAUGUUUCUUGCGUAUGUCAUAGUGGCAGCAGAGCAAAGAUAAUAUUCAGGGGAUGGAGUAAAUUUGUAAGGGACAAUGAUCUAUCAGAAGGAGAUGCUUGUAUGUUGGAGUUGAUCAAGAGGGACCCAAUUGUGCUAAAACUUACUACCUAAAUAUGACAAUUCAUGUCCACUAUAAACACUCAAUCGUCUGUGUUUGCUUUUGGAUUGGAUCCACGUCUCAACAAGCAGCUUAUGGGUAUUUCGGUUAUUGGAUGUGGUGACAGGGCUUUGAUCUGUGUUUUGUUGUCACUUUUUUAACUAGUAAUAAAGCCGUUAAUGGAUUGGUGAGAAA
Molecule: messenger RNA, 1085 nt
Organism: Cajanus cajan (pigeon pea)
Lineage: Eukaryota; Viridiplantae; Streptophyta; Magnoliopsida; Fabales; Fabaceae
Product: B3 domain-containing transcription factor VRN1
Molecular function (GO): DNA binding
Source: RefSeq, a predicted model, not a curated record